AUGUUCAGAUUAACAGCCCAAUCAAACGUCUUGAAGUCAAGAAUUGCAAACCAAGUUGUUUCAAAUGCAAGAAACUCUUUAAACCACUCAAUAAGGUUUAACUCUGUUGCCUUGGAAAGAUCAGCUUCAUCUGAAAUCAACAACAACAAUAACAAUAAUGGUAAUAAUUCAUCAUUCAAUUUCAGUAAAACAAUCAAAGACGUUGCAUCUUCUCAAAAUCAACAAAAGGAAAAAAAUAACGCUUUUAAAAGCUAUAGAUCUUCUAAUAAUUCAUCUUCAUCUCCUUGGUUCAAUCAAUUAAAUGCAUUUGAAGACUGUGUUACUCAAACUGCAGAUUUCAACUCAAGUGGUUCUCAACCUUUCUUUUGGGAAAAUGCUCAAAAGGCUAUGAAUUUGUAUCAUGAAUUGAGAGGUACACCAGAUUUCACACCAGCAGCCAUUGGUAAAUUAUGUCAUUUGCUUCAUAGUGGGUUAAGAGCUAAUAGAUUCCAACUAACAAGAUUAUCUAAAAAACCAGAUUAUGAUUCUAAAUCAUUCCACACUGAAAUGCAAAACUUUGUUAAAUACUCUGUCAGAGAAAUUAUUAAUGAUUUAUUGGAGCAAAGAGUCUCUGUUAAUGAAAAUGGUGCUAUGCAUUUAUUAACAAGUUUAAAAGAAUUGAAAUUAGAUCAAGAAGCAGUUGCUGUUUGGAGUGGUGCUAUGAAAGUUGAAACUUUGAAAGAUACUUUCUUACAACCAAGAGUCGUUGGUGUUUUGUUACCAUUGAUGUUCGAAGCUGGUACUCCUUUCGAAGAUGUUAAUGCUUUAUUCCAAGAAUCAAGAAAAGCUACUGUUCAAUUACAUCAAAAUUUAGCCAUUGGUAUGAUCAAGACUUGUCUUGCUGCUAAUCAAGAUAAUCAAGCUUUAACUUUAUUCACUGAAUUAUGUCAAGAUGCCAAACAUGGUAAAGUUCCUUAUAUGAUUGAAGCUCACUUGACUUUUAUUGGUGAUUGUAAAGAUUUAAACAUUGCUGGAUCAUUUUUUGAAAAAGCCAUCAAUAGAGAAAUGCCUUAUAGAUUAAACUUGCAAGUUAAUUCAGUUAAAUCUUACUUGAACAACAUUUGGGAAGAAACUGGUGACUUCAACAGAGUUGUUGAUGCUUGGACUAAAGCUACAACUUUUUACGGUAGAAACAUUCAUCAUGGUAUUUCAUCAUCUUUAAACAAUAUGUUCUUUGAAAUCUUUUUCAAGAAAUAUGAAGGUGAUAGAAUUGCUGGGUUGGCUCACUUGAAAGAUAUUAUUGCUGUUUAUAAUGAUAUCAAACCAAUUGAUGAACCUUUCUUCAAUAUCAUCAUUUCAAAAUGUGGUGUUUGGGGUGAUAAAGAAACUAUUGACUCAUUAUACAAGGCUUAUGAUAUCUAUCGUGUUAAGAAAACACAAAUCUCACGUCGUAUCUAUUUGAAAGUUUUAGGUUCUGUUAAUUCUACUGAAGAAGAAAUUUUAUCAAGUUGGUAUGAUAUGCUAAGAUUUGCUGAUUAUGAAGGUUCAACUUAUAUUGCUAAUGCUGACUGGGCUGCUAUCAGAGAUGCUACUGUUAAUUCAAAGACCAAUCAAAGAAAUUUGUUAUAUUAUUCUGCAAAUGGCUCUUUAAUGGAUCUUGCUCAAAUUGAUGAUUCAAAUGUUCAACUAGUUGACUUUACUUCAAUCAGAAGAACCCACAUUUGA
Messenger RNA from Hansenula anomala, 1704 nucleotides. RefSeq lists its product as uncharacterized. The transcript has 2 exons. NCBI's taxonomy places the organism in Eukaryota, Fungi, Ascomycota, Saccharomycetes, Phaffomycetales, Wickerhamomycetaceae. The record is from RefSeq and is a predicted model, not a curated record. The coding region runs from base 1 to 1704 and encodes 567 amino acids.